Lytechinus pictus (painted urchin) is the source of this 3050-nucleotide messenger RNA. RefSeq lists its product as uncharacterized. The transcript is spliced from 2 exons. Gene Ontology annotation, molecular function: G protein-coupled receptor activity. Lineage: Eukaryota; Metazoa; Echinodermata; Echinoidea; Temnopleuroida; Toxopneustidae. Gene Ontology annotation, cellular component: plasma membrane. The record is from RefSeq and is a predicted model, not a curated record. The coding region runs from base 1 to 861 and encodes 286 amino acids. Gene Ontology annotation, biological process: G protein-coupled receptor signaling pathway.
AUGGCAUUAAGUGUAAUGGGCGGAUGCCAAGCUACUUUGUUUGUAAUCAAAGCAAUGGAACUCGUGAUUGCACUCAUCUUGACCAUGUCAACAUUACUUCUUAUACUCUCUCGUCCACGAUUACGUAAACAACAUUAUAUAUUCCCUUUUAACCUUACUCUCGCUGAUUUAACGGGCGUACUCGCAUACGCAUUUAUCGAGAUCAUGAGAUAUCACAAUCAGGGCAUCAUUUACGCAACUGAUCUGCUGGCAUUGCCCAGCAUCCUAGUCAUGACUGUCAUUGUGUCCAACAUGAGUAUCUUACUGGUCGCUAUCUAUCAGCUUAUCACCAUCCGAAUCGACCCGUUUGGGGUGAAAAACAUCAUUACGACUCCUCGAUGUAUCAUCACCUGUGCCGUAACCUGGUUCAUUGUGGCAGGGCUGGGGAUAGCUGUUUAUCGGUUUUCUUACCAAUAUGAUAUAAUGUAUUCCUGCAUCAUCGUUGUCUCUCUCGUGGCAACAUCUAUCUGCUAUAUCUUCAUCUAUCGCUCCGUUGCUCGGGUCGAAUCCAACGGCAACAUCCAACUGGAAGAGAGGAAGAAAGAGAACCAACGAGUCCUGCGGACAUUCUGUAUGGUCAUGGGGACAACUGUCCUGUUUAUGCUUUACCCAGUUGGUUUUGGGCUCUGUCGUUAUCUCAUUCACUACACAUUACCGUUGGAACUUCACUUCUGCAUAGUGUAUAUACAAGAGACGAUGGUUAUUACUAAUUAUAUAGCUAACAGCCUGAUUUACUGGUGGAGACUCAAGGACUUUAGAUCUGUCAUAACUACUUUCAUAAAGGGUUGUAACACCAGCGGUACACAUGUGAUAGAGAUGUAAAUCAGGGUAACUCUUUGGGAAUGACCCCAUAUUUCGGAUCUAGAUCUGGAGGUGGUAGCCGGGGGGGGGGGGAGGGGGGGGGGUGGAGUAAAAAUUACUCAGAUUUUAAAAAAUAUUCAAUUCAAUUCUUUAUUCCAUUUCCAUUCAAAACAUAAUACAAAGUAAUUAUAAAUCACGUACAAUUUUACAGACGAGCAUUUAUACUUCGUAAAAAAAACCCGAUAAAAUAUGAUAAAAUAAUACACAUAAAUUUACAUAGCGCAGCUUUUACAUAGAAUAUAAUCAGCUACGCUUGUUCAGAGCUCAUUUGACCUAUUUCUAUAAUUAUGUAGGCCUUCACAGCAGUUUUCUUAAGGACACACCCAAGACAAAGUUGAUUUGCAUAAAGGAGAAAAAUCCAAUAGGCAUAACACUGAAAAUGUCAUGAAAAUCGGAUGUAAAAUAAGAAAGUUGGGUAAUUCCAUAAAAUGAUCAACGUUUUUGUACGUCCAGAAGGUCCCACAUCAGAUAAGGGGGUCGGACGUACAUAUUUUAUCAAAUUGCCCAGUUAUGAUAUUUUAAAGUUUCUCUUAAUUUCACAAAACAUAUCCUGGUCGGUAUUAAUGAUGGGACUGAUGAUGUCACCCAUUCCAUAUUUCUUUAGUAUUUUCUUAUAAUGAUGGAAUACAAUAUCUAAUUUUCUGAUCGCUGUCCUGUAAAACACAAUUUUAUUCCUCCCUGAAGAUGUGGAAUUACUAUUAAAAAAAUCAUGGUUUAUUUAAGUUGGUCCUUAUUGUUAAAUCUGUUCGAAAUAAAAUAUUGUAUAAUUCAAACAAUAAAAAGAAAAUAGUGAGCGAGGGGCAUCAUCGACUCGCUCAUUUGCAUGUCACUGAUUUGUGGAUAUAACUGUUUUGUGAAAAAUAAGUAAAACUUUAAAAUGUCAUGACUUUUUAUUUUAUUUUACACCCGAUUUUUAUGAAACUUUCAACAUUAUUGUUUGAUUUUGCUGAAUUGCUUCAAACCAAUAUAUUUUCUGCGGUGGUCUUGACCUUUAACUAAAGAGGUGUGUUUCCGAUUUCGAUUUACAGAUAGUUAGUGAUGGUCGUGAUGGAGAUCUUCUUAUUUCAAUUGGUAGGGUAUAAUUCCAUAGUUUGGGGGUAGCAAGUAUGUGCUAUCUCCUAGUGUGACUUUUGUUUGGCGAUAGGUAAUCUGGAACAAUAAUUUAUCUGUGGAACUUUGCAAGCAUCGACUGUGUGAUUUUGGAGAAGUUUGACCAUUGACCAAUCGUGAUUUAUAUGCAAUUAGCAGAAUUCUGAAUGAAAUUAAAAAUACACAUACGAGUGGAUGAGCGAAUCGAACAAGCCGACUCCUGGGAAAGCUGAAGGAUAUAUAAUACAGUUUGGUUCAAUUUCUACGAAAAUUAAAGAGGAUUUUAAUAUUUCGGGGGGAGUCGCCUGGCUCUAAUGCGUAUGGUCAUGAUGCCGUCAUGGAUCGUCUGAUCGCGAAAUGUUAGAGAACCAUGGCAUAAGUAUAAGUAAGUUUAUAUGGCAAUUUAAGUUAUUUCCCACAUUCUUAAUUACCAAGUCAACAUUUAGUACUAGCGAGAUGCACCCGACACGGGAGCGAGCAAACUUCAGCAAAGUAGGGACAAUGGGCUUUUUCACACGUGAAUCUUGAAUCAUCAUUGUAAUGAUGAUUGCUAAUCGUGACUGUGAUUAGCGUUCGUGAUUCUAAUCAUGUUCGAGUUUGGUUUCACACGUGCUAAAUAUUCGUCAUUAGCCCUUUUUUUUCACUGGAAUCACCAUUCAAAUUACGAUUUUUUUUUACCGUGAGAAAGGGCGGUUUGAUUACUCUUGCACUUUGGAAUUCAUUUUUAUCACCAUUCGCAAAUCCUUAAAAUUGUUAACAUAGUUCGGAACAUUUGGAUAAUAUGACGGUAUGAUUUUAAUAAUAACAUGAAAUCAAACAACGAAAUCACAAGACUAGUUUGUAAUAUUCUCAUUUAAAAAAGAUAAAUAUGCACAUAAAACCAUGGAUCAUAAAUUGGAUUGUAAGUUUCUUAGAAUUUCGCAAACAAUGUACAUUUUUUACUCUGUAAUUUAUUGUGCCAACACUGACUUGUAAACGUGAAUUUUCCAGCUUCGGCUGUUUUUUCAUGUGCGAUUGUUACUAACAUGUUUGAUCAUCAAAAAAUACAUUUUUUUUAGAUU